Messenger RNA from Trypanosoma rangeli, 540 nucleotides. RefSeq lists its product as uncharacterized. NCBI's taxonomy places the organism in Eukaryota, Euglenozoa, Kinetoplastea, Trypanosomatida, Trypanosomatidae. The coding region runs from base 1 to 540 and encodes 179 amino acids. The record is from RefSeq and is a predicted model, not a curated record. The transcript has a single exon.
AUGGAGACAAGAAAAAACGCGCACCGUUUGAACCGCAUCUUUCGUAAGCCCAAAGUGAUGGUGGCGCCCCGCAGUUGGCGAGAAGAGGGCGACGAAAACCACCUGCACGGCGGCGUGCCACUCGCGCUGCUGAAUGCGAUGGUGCAGGAGCUCACGGACGAGGACAAGACCCUUGCAGCAGCCCAACAGGACCCGCCUUCUGUUCUGCAGGAGGAACUCGCCAAGCGUGCGGCCCGCUUUGGGCUCCCCGUUGAUGUUCCCAACAGCACUGCCGCGGGCGCGGCGGACGGUAACGCGGCGCUGCAGAAACGUAUGGAGCGUUUUGGCUCGACGAAGACGAUGCCGGCCCUGGUCGUAGACGAAUUGACGCUCAAAGCCCGCGAGGCCCGCUUCAAAACACAGGAGGGAUCCGCGAUGGAUGAGGCAAUGCAGAAGCGACUCGCGCGGUUUGGAGCCGCCCCUGCGCCGGUGGAGCUGAAGCUGUCGGAGGCCGACCGCGAGGCGAUGGCACGACGCGAGAGCCGCUUUGCUUCCUGCUGA